Candoia aspera is the source of this 1371-nucleotide messenger RNA. Its product is annotated as galectin-4-like. The record is from RefSeq and is a predicted model, not a curated record. Lineage: Eukaryota; Metazoa; Chordata; Lepidosauria; Squamata; Candoiidae. Gene Ontology annotation, molecular function: laminin binding; carbohydrate binding; IgE binding. The transcript has 9 exons. Gene Ontology annotation, cellular component: cytoplasm; immunological synapse; nucleus. Bases 73 to 987 code for a protein of 304 amino acids. Gene Ontology annotation, biological process: macrophage chemotaxis; neutrophil chemotaxis; negative regulation of extrinsic apoptotic signaling pathway.
UGGCACCUUUGGGGACAUACUGCCUUUACCUAGAAGCCAUCAUUAAUCCCUCCGGCUCCAGCAAAACCCAAGAUGGCUUUGCAACAGCCCAUUUUAAACCCGAGCAUUCCCUUUAAUGGACCCAUUUUUGGGGGUCUCAGUGAAAGGAAAAUGAUUUUAAUCCAAGGCUGUGUCUUGUUCCCUGCAAAAAGAUUCACUGUGAACUUGGUGUGUAUGAAUGGCGACAUAGCCUUCCACUUCAACCCCCGAUUUGAUGAAGGCAACGUCAUUGUCUGCAACACAAAAGAAGGUGGGUGCUGGGGACCCGAGGAACGAACCUCCAAAAUGCUCUUCCAGCCAGGUGUCUCUUUUGAAGUGAUCAUCAACAUCAGGAACCAUGGUUACCAGGUUUCCAUCAACGGCAACCACUUCCUUGAUUACCGACACCGCCUUUCCAUGCAUCUGGUCCAGACUUUGCAGAUCAGCGGGGACAUCUCCUUGAGCUGUGUCAGCUUCUCAGGAGGGCUCGCUCCACCCCCUUAUGCACCUCCACCUUACAAUGCCACCCCACCCAUGAAUAACUACGGUGGAAUGAUGGUGUGCAGUCCGGCCACGCCCUUCUACGCUGCUCUUUCAGGACGCUUCAUUCCCUCCUGCAAGAUCACAGUUGCGGGCAGCAUGCCCUUCUGUGCAGACAAAUUCCACGUGAACCUGAAAAACACCCUGACGGGCAACAUCGCCCUGCACAUCAACCCCCGGCUAAAAGAGGGAGCGCUCGUCCGGAACUCGUUCAUCAAUGGUGCUUGGGGAACCGAAGAGAGACGUGUUGCCUUUCUGCCUUUCUCCUCUGGCCAGGCCUUCCAUAUGGAGAUCACCUAUCUGAAGAAUUGCUACCAGGUGACGGUGAAUGGGCGGCUGAGAUUUAAAUACUUCCAUCGACUCCCUCCCUGUCAAGUGGACCAAUUGGAAAUAGCCGGAGAUGUGAAUCUUUCCUGCGUGCAAUACUGAUGGUCAGCUAUGAAUUGUUGCAUCCCGUUUCUGCCCCUGCCUUUUGCGGAGGGAUACAAGAGUACGUGGGCUGUUGCUCCCAUGCCCCCCUCCAGACCGAUGUGCCUGUCAUGCACGCUUUGACCUGCAAAAUAAAAUUGGUGCAUCAGUAUCAGCUUCCCCACAAGAAACCUGGAAUUUGGAUCCUCAAAGAGAGCUGCUGAUCGCUUGCAGAAAAAUGACAUUAAGACUUGCAGGAUAAACCGGAUGUUUGUUUACAAUGCUGUGGAAAUCAUGAUUAGCCAAUAGGUUUAAACCCAAUUUAAAGUUGGUGGCUAAGGCACAAAUGUACAAGCAAUGCAUAAAGGUGGUGAAUGGGAAAUUUUACUGAAUAGUCGGUAAUUU